AUGGCUACAAAAGUUGCGACCAAGGACGGCAAGAAGCAGCCGCCUUCGGCCGCUGUUAACCUCAUCGCCGGUGGUGGUGCAGGCAUGAUGGAGGCUCUCGUCUGCCACCCUCUCGACACAAUCAAGGUCCGCAUGCAGCUGUCCCGCCGCGGCCGGCAGCCGGGCCAGGCCAAGCGCGGCUUCAUCAAGACGGGCGUCGAGAUCGUGCGCAAGGAGACGCCCCUGGGCCUGUACAAGGGCCUCGGCGCCGUGCUGACGGGCAUCGUGCCCAAGAUGGCCAUCCGCUUCACCUCGUUCGAGUGGUACAAGCAGCUGCUGGCCGACCAGCACAGCGGCGCCAUCUCGGGCCAGGCCAUCUUCCUCGCCGGGCUGGCGGCCGGCGUGACCGAGGCCGUGGCCGUCGUGACGCCCAUGGAGGUCAUCAAGAUCCGCCUGCAGGCGCAGCACCACAGCAUGGCCGACCCGCUCGACGUGCCCAAGUACCGCAACGCCGCGCACGCGCUCUACACCGUCGUCAAGGAGGAGGGCUUCGGCGCGCUGUACCGCGGCGUCUCCCUCACGGCGCUGCGCCAGGGCAGCAACCAGGCCGUCAACUUCACGGCCUACACGUACUUCAAGGAGGCGCUGUACCGCUGGCAGCCCGAGUUCGAGGGCGCCACGCUGCCCGGCUACCAGACGACGCUGAUCGGGCUCGUGAGCGGCGCCAUGGGCCCGCUGAGCAACGCGCCCAUCGACACCAUCAAGACGAGGCUGCAGAAGGCGCCCGCCAUGCCCGGCACGAGCGCGUGGAAGAGGAUAACGGUCAUCGCGGGCGACAUGUUCAAGCAAGAAGGAUUCCACGCGUUCUACAAGGGCAUCACGCCCCGCAUCAUGCGUGUCGCCCCCGGCCAGGCCGUCACCUUCACCGUGUACGAGUUCCUCAAGAGCAAGCUCGAGAAGCGCGGCCCCUUUUCGCUGUCCGGCGGCGACUUUGAGGAGUGA
This is a messenger RNA of Thyridium curvatum, 981 nucleotides long. RefSeq lists its product as uncharacterized. The transcript is spliced from 4 exons. Bases 1 to 981 code for a protein of 326 amino acids. Gene Ontology annotation, biological process: fumarate transport; succinate transport; transmembrane transport. NCBI's taxonomy places the organism in Eukaryota, Fungi, Ascomycota, Sordariomycetes, Thyridiales, Thyridiaceae. The record is from RefSeq and is a predicted model, not a curated record.